Molecule: messenger RNA, 664 nt
Organism: Aspergillus pseudotamarii
Lineage: Eukaryota; Fungi; Ascomycota; Eurotiomycetes; Eurotiales; Aspergillaceae
Exons: 1
Coding region: 83-319 (78 amino acids)
Source: RefSeq, a predicted model, not a curated record
AUUGACUUAACCGACAAGUGCGCCCGAUAGUUACAGAUUGUAACUAUUGGGACGUACCUACUAGGGAUGUCAGAUAUUCAUUAUGCUAAGGAAACAAAAAAGAACACUCAUUAUAAAAAACCCGAGAGCAGGACAGGACGAGGCAGUCAGAGAAACGGAGGGCCAACCUGACAUUGCAAUACAUGAUGGGCCGCGGCGCGGACCAAGUGUACGGCAAGCCAUUGCGGCCAACGCGCAUGAAUUCAUUUUCCUAUAUUUUUCAGGUUUUCUUAUCCUCUUUUUAAUGCGCGUUGGCCGCAAUGACUUGCCUUACCAGUGAGCAAGUGAACAAGUGAACCAGUGGUCCAGUGGUCGAAUCAAUCAGAAGCCGAAACACAAAACGACAGGGAUUAACGUGUCACCGACACACUUUUGUGGCUUGAGUCUCUGGGUAUUCGACGUACAGCAGAAUGACAUCGUGGCUUUUAUUUCUGUAGAUCGACUACCGCUUCAUAUCAGGUUCGAUAUUACGGAGGUAGGUAAGAUGGAAGUAAAAUGGAGGUCAAAUCGACUACAUACUGGAGGUGGAGACUAGUGGUAGGUCCACUGAUGAUCGACCAGUCACUAGUCUUUUAAGUAUCAAUCGUGACCAAGAAUUCACGUAUGCAGUGGCCAUGCACUUAAU